Messenger RNA from Vanderwaltozyma polyspora DSM 70294, 1833 nucleotides. RefSeq lists its product as uncharacterized. The record is from RefSeq and is a predicted model, not a curated record. The transcript has a single exon. Lineage: Eukaryota; Fungi; Ascomycota; Saccharomycetes; Saccharomycetales; Saccharomycetaceae. The coding region runs from base 1 to 1833 and encodes 610 amino acids.
AUGGCAGCUUCAGUAGAUGAUGUUUCGACAACUACACCUUCACUAGAUGAAGUUUCAACAAUGGCAGCUUCAGUAGAUGAUGUUUCGACAACUACACCUUCAGUAGAUGAAGUUUCAACAAUGACACCUUCAGUGGAUGAAGUUUCAACAAUGGCAGCUUCAGUGGAUGAUGUUUCAACAAUGACAGCUUCACUAGAUGAAGUUUCGACAAUGGCAGCUUCACUAGAUGAUGUUUCGACAAUGGCAGCUUCACUAGAUGAUGUUUCAACAACUACACCUUCAGUAAAUGAAGUUUCAACAAUGACACCUUCAGUGGAUGAUGUUUCAACAAUGGCAGCUUCAGUGGAUGAAGUUUCGACAACUACACCUUCAGUAGAUGAAGUUUCGACAAUGGCACCUUCACUAGAUGAUGUUUCGACAAUGGCACCUUCACUAGAUGAUGUUUCGACAACGGCAGCUUCACUAGAUGAUGUUUCGACAACUACACCUUCAGUAGAUGAAGUUUCGACAAUGGCAGCUUCACUAGAUGAUGUUUCGACAACUACACCUUCAGUAGAUGAUGUUUCGACAACUACACCUUCACUAGAUGAAGUUUCAACAAUGACACCUUCAGUGGAUGAAGUUUCAACAAUGACACCUUCAGUGGAUGAUGUUUCAACAAUGACAGCUUCACUAGAUGAUGUUUCAACAAUGGCAGCUUUACUAGAUGAAGUUUCGACAAUGGCAGCUUCACUAGAUGAUGUUUCGACAAUGGCAGCUUCACUAGAUGAAGUUUCAACAAUGGCAGCUUCACUAGAUGAUGUUUCGACAACUACACCUUCAGUAGAUGAAGUUUCGACAAUGGCAGCUUCACUAGAUGAUGUUUCGACAACUACACCUUCAGUAGAUGAUGUUUCGACAACUACACCUUCACUAGAUGAAGUUUCAACAAUGACACCUUCAGUGGAUGAUGUUUCAACAAUGACAGCUUCACUAGAUGAUGUUUCAACAAUGGCAGCUUUACUAGAUGAAGUUUCGACAAUGGCAGCUUCACUAGAUGAUGUUUCGACAAUGGCACCUUCACUAGAUGAUGUUUCGACAAUGGCACCUUCACUAGAUGAAGUUUCAACAAUGGCAGCUUCACUAGAUGAUGUUUCGACAAUGGCAGCUUCACUAGAUGAAGUUUCAACAAUGGCAGCUUCACUAGAUGAAGUUUCAACAAUGACACCUUCAGUGGAUGAAGUUUCAACAAUGGCAGCUUCAGUGGAUGAUGUUUCAACAAUGACAGCUUCACUAGAUGAUGUUUCAACAAUGACAGCUUUACUAGAUGAAGUUUCGACAAUGGCAGCUUCACUAGAUGAUGUUUCGACAAUGGCACCUUCACUAGAUGAUGUUUCGACAAUGGCACCUUCACUAGAUGAAGUUUCAACAAUGGCAGCUUCACUAGAUGAAGUUUCGACAAUGGCAGCUUCACUAGAUGAUGUUUCGACAAUGGCAGCUUCAGUAGAUGAUGUUUCGACAACUACACCUUCACUAGAUGAAGUUUCGACAAUGGCAGCUUCACUAGAUGAUGUUUCGACAAUGGCACCUUCACUAGAUGAUGUUUCGACAAUGGCAGCUUCACUAGAUGAUGUUUCGACAAUGGCAGCUUCAGUAGAUGAUGUUUCGACAAUGGCAGCUUCACUAGAUGAUGUUUCGACAAUGGCAGCUUCAGUAGAUGAUGUUUCGACAACUACACCUUCACUAGAUGAAGUUUCAACAAUGGCAGCUUCACUAGAUGAAGUUUCAACAACUACACCUUCAGUGGAUGAUGGGAACCUUGUUGUUAAACUGACAUCGGCAUUUAUUGAUUGA